This is a messenger RNA of Oryza brachyantha (malo sina), 911 nucleotides long. RefSeq lists its product as uncharacterized. NCBI's taxonomy places the organism in Eukaryota, Viridiplantae, Streptophyta, Magnoliopsida, Poales, Poaceae. The record is from RefSeq and is a predicted model, not a curated record. The transcript has 3 exons. The coding region runs from base 80 to 661 and encodes 193 amino acids.
UCCCUCCCUUCCAAUCCCCAAAUCCUCUCCUCCUCUUCUCUCCUCGCUAUCUAGGGUUUACUGCUCCGCCUCCAUCGCCAUGCCCAAGCCCAAGGCCAAGGCCAAGCCCAAGCCCAAGCCCAAGGGGAGGAGACCGGCGCCUCCGCCUCCGCCCCCGCCCCCGCCCGCGUCUCCACCUCCGCCGACCACGAAUGUGAUCGACAUCACCUCGUCACCCGACGCCGCCAGCGGCGGCGGCAAGCGGGCGGCCGCCGUGGCGCUGCUCGACAUCGAACUCGACGGGAUCGAGAUAUGGACACCGCGCCAGAAGCGCCGCCUCGACGACGACUGCUGCAUCCUCGCCGCCGACCCGCUCGCCCACGACGUUGUCCCCACCGCCGCCGCCGACGCCAACGAUGACAUCGCGGUCGUCGCCGAGAGCGGCAAGGUGGCAUGCCGGGACUACCCUCAUCCCAGGUCUGUUUGUGCCAAGUAUCCCUUCCUCACCACAUCCCACGAGGACCAUUGCCAGCAGUGUUUCUGCUACGUAUGCGACGUGCCUGCCCCAUGCUCAACCUGGAAGGGAAAAAAGGGGCAUUGCCAUGCUUCGGACAAGGACAAGGAGUGGAAGGUCAAGAGAGUGGCAAGGCAGAGGCGAGCAGAAGUGACGCCGCUUACUUGAUGGAGAAAAUUAGUUGAUCAUGCCACCUGACGCAGGCCUGGUGUCGGCCAUUUUGCACUCACCGGUCGGGUUACUGCAGUAGCUUCAACUGUACAGUGUUACUCCGUAGAUUACUAUGGACCUAUAAUUACUCAUGCUCCAAUACUUGGUUCUUCGCAGUAAUAUAUAGUAUACGAUAUUUCUAUGGAGUAUCAUUAUCAGUAUCGUAUGAUAUAUGUAUGCAGUAUUAAUUAGUAUCCUUUUUAUUGUU